AUGAGUCUGGAUGAGGAUGCACGCUGGCUGGAGUGGGUCACCAAGCAGUUUGAGAGCAUCGCGGGAGAAGACAAAGAAAUUGACCUGGAGGAGUUCAAAACGGCCCUCAAGGUCAAGGAGUCUUUCUUUGCGGAGCGGUUCUUUGCGCUGUUUGACUCUGACGGUAGCAAAACCAUCAGUCUGGAUGAGCUGCUGGAGGCUCUGGACCUGCUGAUCCAUGGCAGCGAGACGGACAAGCUCCGCUUCCUCUUCCAGGUCUAUGACGUCGAUGCUGCCUAUAUUUUCAUCACCUUGCAACAGACUAUUGACAAGGAUUUCUCUUGGCCUGCAGGCAGUGGCUCGAUUGACCCAGACGAGCUGCGCACGGUGCUCAAGUCGUGCCUGCGCGAGAGCGCCAUCUCCCUGCCAGAGGAGAAGCUGGACGACCUGACCCUGGCUCUGUUCGAGUCGGCUGACAAGGACAACAGCGGCUCCAUCACCUUCGAGGAGCUCAAGGCCGAGCUGGAGAACUUCCCCGAGGUUAUGGAGAACCUCACCAUCAGCGCUGCCAACUGGCUGAAGCCUCCCGGCCUGGAGCAGAAGAAGGGGCGGCAUACCCCUCGCUACCUGACGCCGGCGUACUGGCACAACAACAGCCGGAAGCUCCUCUUUCUGUGCGCCUACACUUGCCUCAACCUGCUGCUGUUCAUCACCGCCAUGCUGAAGAACGCAGAGGGGGGGUUCUGGUACAUGGUGGCCAAGGGCUGCGGCCAGUGCCUCAACUUUAACUGUACCUUUGUCAUGGUGCUAAUGCUGCGCCGCUGUUUGACCUGGCUGCGGGCCACUUGGGUGGUGAGGGUGCUGCCUCUGGACCAGAACAUCCUGCUGCAUCAGAUGGUGGGCUACGCCAUUGUCACGUUCUCCACCGUGCACACCACUGCCCACUUCAUGAACUUUGUACACCUAUCUCAGAACAGCAGCUACAGCCUGUGGGAGCACCUUUUCACUACCCGGCCAGGGAUUGGCUGGGUGCAGGGCUCUGCAUCCCUUACCGGCAUGGUGCUACAGAUCAUGAUCUGUCUAAUGGUGGUCUGUUCCAGCACCUUUGUCCGCCGCAGCGGACAUUUUGAGGUGUUCUACUGGUCCCACCUGUCCUAUGUGUGGGUGUGGGCUUUGCUGGUGGUGCACUGUGCCAACUUCUGGAAGUGGUUUGUGGUGCCUGGUGUGAUCUUCCUGCUGGAGAAACUAGUGGGCGUUGCUGUUUCUCACAUGGGAGGCCUCUACAUCGUGGAAGUCAACCUGCUGCCAUCUAAGGUGACCCAUCUGGUAAUCAAGCGGCCCCAGUUUUUCCACUUCAAACCAGGGGACUAUGUUUACAUCAACAUUCCAGACAUCGCAAAGUAUGAGUGGCAUCCUUUCACCAUCAGCAGUGCCCCAGAGCAGCCAGAUACUCUGUGGUUGCAUAUCCGCUCCAUGGGCCAGUGGACCAAUCGUCUGUAUGAGUACUUCAGGCAGCCAGACAGCCAGGUGGUCAGCACCAAGAGACUGAGCGCCAGCCUGAAGGACAGACGGCACCAGAGGAGGGCCCAGACCACAGCCAAGCUUAGUGAAAACCACAGGUUCUGCAACGUCAAAUGCUUCGUGGAUGGGCCCUAUGGGACUCCGACGAGACAGAUCUUUGCCUCUGAACAUGCGGUGUUAAUCGGUGCCGGUAUCGGGAUCACGCCUUUCGCCUCCAUCUUACAGAGCAUCAUGUACCACUAUCGCAUGAGGAAACAGAACUGUCCCAACUGCAGCUACUCGUGGUGUGAGAACAUCAAGGACAGUGAGAUGAAACUGAGGAAGGUUGACUUUAUCUGGAUCAACAGAGACCAGAAAUCAUUUGAGUGGUUUGUGAGCCUCCUGACCAAACUGGAGAUGGAUCAGGCUGACGAAGAGCCAGAGGGCCGCUUCUUGGAGAUGCACAUGUACAUGACCUCUGCCCUCAGCAAGAAUGACAUGAAGGCCAUCGGCCUGCAGAUGGCACUAGACCUCCUGGCCAAGAAGGAAAAGAGGGAUUCCAUCACUGGCCUUCGCACCCGCACACAGCCAGGGAGGCCAGAGUGGGGGAAGGUGUUCCAGAAAGUGGCAGAGGAGAAGAAAGGGAAGGUUCAUGUGUUCUACUGUGGAGCCCCUGCACUGGCUAAACUCAUCAAGGCCCAGUGUGAGCACUUUGGAUUCAACUUCUACAAGGAGAACUUUUGA
Oncorhynchus gorbuscha (pink salmon) is the source of this 2223-nucleotide messenger RNA. RefSeq names its product NADPH oxidase, EF-hand calcium binding domain 5 (gene nox5). The transcript has 15 exons. Lineage: Eukaryota; Metazoa; Chordata; Actinopteri; Salmoniformes; Salmonidae. Gene Ontology annotation, cellular component: plasma membrane; NADPH oxidase complex. Gene Ontology annotation, biological process: superoxide anion generation; defense response. The record is from RefSeq and is a predicted model, not a curated record. The coding region runs from base 1 to 2223 and encodes 740 amino acids. Gene Ontology annotation, molecular function: calcium ion binding; superoxide-generating NAD(P)H oxidase activity.